Chanos chanos (milkfish) is the source of this 1077-nucleotide messenger RNA. RefSeq names its product adenosine receptor A1. Gene Ontology annotation, biological process: G protein-coupled adenosine receptor signaling pathway. Lineage: Eukaryota; Metazoa; Chordata; Actinopteri; Gonorynchiformes; Chanidae. The annotation marks the transcript as partial. Gene Ontology annotation, cellular component: synapse; dendrite; plasma membrane. The record is from RefSeq and is a predicted model, not a curated record. The transcript has 2 exons. Gene Ontology annotation, molecular function: G protein-coupled adenosine receptor activity.
UCUUCCUCCAUGGCGUGGUUGGCAUACACCAUGUUGGAGAUACUGGUUGCCAUGGCGUGUUGUUUUGGUAAUGUGUUGGUGAUGUGGGCAGUACAUUUGAGACGUUCUCUGAGGCAGCCCACCUUCUGUUUUGUGGUUUCUUUAGCGAUAGCGGACUUUCUAGUGGGUUCGGUCGCGGUGCCACUCGCUGUGCUGGUGGAUGGGUGGAUACAAACAUCUUUUCAUAUUUGCCUACUGGUCAGCUGCAUCGUGCUGGUUCUGACCCAGGCUUCGGUUCUGUCUCUGCUGGCCAUCGCAGUGGACCGGUACUUACGAGUCAGCAUCCCACUCAGGUACAGAGAGAUAGCCACACAGAGGCAUUCCUGGUCAGUGGUGGCUGUGUGCUGGCUGCUGUCGUGUGUGCUGGGUUUCACUCCUCUGUUUGGUUGGCACAAUGGUCAUGCCCUCAUCCAUGACGCCAACUCCACCCUUAUCCACUGCACUUUCCUCUCUGUCAUCUCUCUGCCCUACAUGGUCUACUUCAACUACCUGGGCUGCAUAAUGUGUCCCUUGGUUGCCAUGACGAUUCUCUAUGCGCUAGUAUUCCACAGCCUGUGGACACGGCUCCAUAAGGAGGCGGAGCCUAACGGAGGCAGGGCAAAGUUCUGUGGGAGAGAGAAGCACAGAGUGACACUGGGUGGGGCUGAGAUGGGUGUGACAGACUCACAAGCCUUUCUUAUGAGGGAAAAGAGACUCGCACUUUCACUGGUCCUGGUCUUGCUGUUGUUUGCCGGAUGUUGGAUGCCUCUGCAUUUGAUGAAUUGCGCCGUGUUGGCGUUUGGAUACCAGGCCGUCCCCCAGUGGAUGUUCUACGCCGGAAUCCUCCUGUCACAUGCUAACUCUGCCGUAAACCCUGUGGUGUAUGCCAUGCGUGUACAAAAAAUCAGAGAGGCCUACACUGAGAUCUGGAACCAGUGUGUUUCAUGUCUCAGAGGACAGGGUGGCUCCACUCCCAGACAGAGGACACUUUCAGGUGGACACAACACUGGCAGCGAUCACAUCACAACACCUACUCACACUGGAGCAAUCACCACAUGA